AUGGCCCUCGCUCAGCGCAGCCUCGCGGCCAAGACCGCCAGCCGGCCCUCUCUGAAGGUGGCGGCCACCUCCCGCCGGUCGGUGGUGGUGCGCGCUGACGGCGGCUUCAUCGGCUCCACCACCAACAUCAUCAUGGUGGCCUCCACCGGCCUCACCCUGGCCGCCGGCCGCUUCGGCCUGGCGCCCACCGUGAAGCAGGGCACCACCGCGGGCCUCAAGCUGGUGAACCGCGGCAACUCCGCCGGCAUCAUCAGCAACGACCCCGCGGGCUUCACCGUUGUGGACACCCUGGCGCUCGGCGCCCUGGGCCACGUGCUCGGCGUGGGCAUCACCCUGGGCCUGCGCGCCACCGGCAACAUCUAG
Molecule: messenger RNA, 363 nt
Organism: Monoraphidium neglectum
Lineage: Eukaryota; Viridiplantae; Chlorophyta; Chlorophyceae; Sphaeropleales; Selenastraceae
Product: Photosystem I reaction center subunit psaK, chloroplastic
Exons: 4
Coding region: 1-363 (120 amino acids)
Biological process (GO): photosynthesis
Cellular component (GO): photosystem I; membrane
Source: RefSeq, a predicted model, not a curated record